AAUAUUGUCAAAGUGAAAAACAUUGGCUUUGGUCCAUUCCACUGCCCUAGAUUCAUAGGCAAAGGCGUUGAACUGAACACUGCUACAAUUUUCACUGAAGUAUACACAAACUUAUACAUAUAUUUUAAUGAGCUGACUCUUUCAAGGCCAAGCUACUGUUCAGGAUAAACAAAUAUAGAUAUAGAUCCAAAAGAUAUCUCAGAUCAAACAUGAUGUGGAUGAUAUAAGUCUCUUGAAGGUCAAUGUAAAGACUGUCAAGAAAUAAACAUUCAGGUGUACUUGGAAGAACAUGAGAGAAACUGAUAAACAGAUCGCAACACACCAAUUAAAAUGUAUUUCCAAGAUAAAGGUGUUUCUAUUGGCAUUGAUAUGUGCUUAUAUCUCCAAAACAUUGUCUGGAUCUUUUCUAAAUUCCAUCCUUACUCAACUGGAAAGGCAAUUUAAUCUCUCAACAACUCUGGUUGGACUUAUUAAUGGAAGUUUUGAAAUAGGGAAUCUUUUGCUGAUAGUAUUUGUGAGUUACUUUGGAACAAAAAUGCAUAGACCUAUGUUGAUUGCUAUGGGGUGCAUGACUAUGGGCAUCGGAUGCUUUUUGCAGUCAUUACCUCAUUUCUUAAUGGAUCCAUAUGAAUAUGAGACUACAGUUUCAAAGACAUCUAACUCUUCAAGUAAUUUCCUGUGCAUAAGAAAGGAAACUCAGAUUAUCACACCAACAGAAGAUCCCUCAGACUGUACAAAUGAAGUCAAAUCAUCAAUGUGGCUAUAUGUAUUAGUAGGAAAUAUAAUACGUGGAAUUGGUGAAACUCCCAUCAAACCUUUGGGCAUUUCCUAUAUAGAAGAUUUUGCCCAAACUGAAAAUUCUCCUUUAUAUAUUGGGUGCUUAGAAACAGGAUCUAUUAUUGGUCCUUUGAUUGGCUUUUUGUUAGCAUCAUUCUGUGUGGAAAUGUAUGUAGACAUUGGAUCUGUGAAUACAGAUGACCUGAUCAUAACUCCUUCUGAUACUCGGUGGGUUGGCGCAUGGUGGCUCGGUUUGUUAGUAUGUGCAGGAGCAAAUGUGCUUUCUGGAGUUCCAUUUCUUUUCUUGCCUAAAUCUCUUCCAAAGGUAGUAUUAGAAACUAAUAAAAAUAUUAUAGAAGAAGAAGAGAGAAGUGAAAGCAAAACAGAAAAGAGGGACAUCAGUAUAGAUUUCUUCCCACUAAUGAAAAGUCUUUUUUGCAAUCGAAUUUAUGUAUUAUUCUUGGUCACGAGUAUAUUGCAGUUCAAUGCUUUUGUCAUUGUGUUCUCUUUCCUGGCUAAGUAUAUGGAACAGCAAUAUGGCAUAUCUGUCUCAGAGGCAAUCUUCCUAAUGGGCAUUUACAACUUGCCUCCAGUAUGCUUUGGAUAUUUAGCUGGUGGUUUCAUUAUGAAGAAAUUCAAGAUUAACAUGAAACAAGCUGCUUAUAUAGCAUUUGGUUUGUCUUUAUUGGACUACUUUUUGAACAUGUCAUGUUUUUCAAUAAUAUGUGAUAAUUCUCCAGUUGCUGGCCUAACUGUGUCAUAUGAAGGGACACAACAGAAUGAGUAUAUGGAAAGAAAUGUACUGACUGACUGCAAUAUUGACUGCAAUUGCCAAGAUAAAAUAUGGGACCCUGUGUGUGGAGAUAAUAAUUUGUCAUAUAUGUCAGCUUGUCUUGCUGGAUGUGAGACAUACUUUGGAACAGGAGUGAAUAUGGGCUUCCAAAACUGCAGUUGCAUCAAAUCUUCAAAAAAUGCUUCAGCCUUUCUUGGACUUUGCAGUAGUAGACCAGCCUGUUCUCUGAUGCUUCAGUACUUUCUAAUAUUGUCAGCAAUCAGUAGUUUCAUUUAUUCUUUAGCUGCAAUACCUGGAUACAUGGUCUUUCUAAGGAGCCUCAAGCCCAAAGAGAAAGCUCUUGGUGUGGGUCUACACAUGUUAUGUACAAGAAUACUCGCUGGAAUUCCAGCUCCCAUUUACUUUGGAGUUUUAAUAGAUUACACAUGUUUGCACUGGGGAACUUUGCAGUGUGGGAAGUCAGGAGCCUGCAGGAUCUAUGAUUCCACGAACUUCAGAACUAUGUAUCUUGGAUUGUCAACCAUCUUAAAAGGGGUGAGCUAUGUUCCAGCUUUACUCAUCGUAUUUAUUUUGAGGAAGCACUAUCAGCCAUCUGAAAGCAAUACUACAAUGAUGGAGGUGGUCGUUAAAAGGAAUGAAAAUGAAGACAAAGACAUAAACAAGCAAUUAGUAUAUUUGAAAGAUGAAGAAAUACUAACAAAAUUUUAAUAUUUAACUAGAUACUAUUUCCCAGAGUAGGAGACCACAAUGCACAAUUUAUUUACUAUCAAAAUUAAUCAUAAUUUUGUUCUCAUUUUGUGAUAAUACAUAGUAAUGUUUUUCUUUUCAAUGUGUUUUAUUUUUGCUUUUGUUUUUAAAUCACAGCCCUUUAUAAAAAUACAACCACCUGCCCACCUAGAAGUGGAACUCUCUCCUUUAUUAGCAACAUACUCAAAAAUUAAGCAAUUAUCAAAUCUGACAAACAUAUAUAACAUUUUACUCUGACAGUCCCUCUCCUCUCUAUUGAUAGGAGGAUAUGAUGUAUUAACUGUUCUCCAUGAUAACUAUUAAUUUUUCUUUUACUCAGAACUCAUCUCCUUUUCAGUAUUUUUUUUUUCAUUUACAUUAUGGUAGGCAUUGUGUAUAAUGUUUUUUUGCUUUCACUUAAUUCAUUCUGCAUUACUCAUUACAAAAUUUCAUAUAUUUCUCUGAAUUUCUCAUUUCUGACUGGAUAAUAAUUAAUUUCAUUCAAAUAAUAUAAUUCUUUCAACUAUUUCCAAAUGAUGAUCAUCCACUUUGUUCUAGUUCUUUGCUGCCUGUUAUUAAGUGCUAUGAAUAUUUUGGCAUAUUUUGGAGCUUUGUUUCGAUCUGACAAAAGAAAAUAUAAGGAACAAUCCCUGAUAUUUUUCUUCUCCCAAUCAAAAA
Sarcophilus harrisii (Tasmanian devil) is the source of this 2974-nucleotide messenger RNA. It is a transcript of the gene SLCO1A2, whose product is annotated as solute carrier organic anion transporter family member 1A2. The record is from RefSeq and is a predicted model, not a curated record. Gene Ontology annotation, cellular component: membrane. Gene Ontology annotation, molecular function: bile acid transmembrane transporter activity; protein binding. Gene Ontology annotation, biological process: sodium-independent organic anion transport; bile acid and bile salt transport; transmembrane transport. Bases 290 to 2278 code for a protein of 662 amino acids. The transcript has 15 exons. Lineage: Eukaryota; Metazoa; Chordata; Mammalia; Dasyuromorphia; Dasyuridae.